Molecule: messenger RNA, 1039 nt
Organism: Heterobilharzia americana
Lineage: Eukaryota; Metazoa; Platyhelminthes; Trematoda; Strigeidida; Schistosomatidae
Source: the annotation of a GenBank genome assembly
AUUGGAAGUUGCCUCAAGGUCGACGCGUGUUUGAUUUCGGUUGGAAUCUGUGAUAAUGGUAUCAUAGACAAACUGGAUAGCUGUCAUCCUUGACUUAUUAUGAAUACUAACAACAGUCAUCCAUACUUUGUCUCUUUACUGUCAGGCUCAACUGCUGGACUUUGUGUCGAUCUCGCACUUUUCCCGGUCGACACAAUCAAAACGCGGUUGCAAAGUUAUCGUAAUAAUAUACAACGAACGCCGGGAUCACUUCGUCUUUUUGCUGGUUUACCAGCAGUUGCUAUAGGUUCUGCUCCUGGAGCUGCAACUUUUUUCGUAACUUAUGAGACAGUUAAAGAUGUCUGUAGGGAUUUCGGUAUGCACCCCAUGGGUUGUUCCAUUCUAUCUGCUUGUAUUGCCGAAAUUGUCGCUUGUAUCAUAAGAGUGCCAUGUGAAGUGAUAAAACAAAGGACACAAAACCAGGCUUCUGUUAGUGUUUCAACUGUGUUUCUUCAAACUCUUCGUAAUGAGGGGAUUCAUGGUUUCUACAGAGGAUAUAUCAGCACCUUAUCACGAGAAAUUCCUUUUUCAUUUAUACAAUAUCCUAUAUGGGAGCAGUUAAGAUAUAUUGCUGUUGAGUGGAACAAAAAGUCGACUGAAGUUGAUUCUAUUACAGAUCCAACAGUCUAUCAGUUAAAAGCCUGGCAAUCAGCACUUUGUGGGUGCUUAGCAGGCACAAUAGCUGGUGCCGUAACUACACCCUUAGAUGUGGCGAAAACCCGUAUCAUGUUAGCAGAGUCAAAUUCUAAACUUGCAUCAGGUCACGUUGUGUAUGCUAUACGGACAGUAUUUCAAGAGAGUGGAAUCCAUGGAUUGUUUUCAGGCUUGAUACCCAGAGUGACAUUGUUGUCUAUUGGAGGAGCUAUAUUUCUUGGUAUUUAUGAUAUUUCCAUGAGGUUUUGGACUCGAUCCUUUCAGCGUAUUAGAACCAUGUAGCAAAAUUCACCAGAUUUCAUCUUUCACAUGGUAUUUCUUGAUGUAUAAAAAGUAUUUUGUAGUA